AUGCCCCCGCAAUAUCCGCAAUGCUCCACGCACUGCUCGCUUGAGUCUCCAAGCCCUGAGUUUUCACUGAACGCGCCACUUCCUUUCGCAUCCUCCCCUUCCUCCUCCCUCCCCCCUCCCUUCCCCGACCCCCGCCUCCCUGCAGGCUCCAUGUGGUUCUUCAACCCUCCUCCCAUUUCCCCCCUUCCACCCAACCCCUCCUCCCAUUUCUCUCCCUUCAACCAACCCCCCUUCCCCUCUCUUCCCUGCCCGACUGCAGGCUCCACGUGGCUCUUCAACACCGUCCGCCUGCUGCUCGCCCACUCGGGCCAGCUGGCGCUCUCCUAUUGGCUGCACUCCAUCUUCGCCAGCAAGCUGCGCGCCAGGGGGCUCUCGCCUCUUGGCAGGCCUGAUCCUGGGGGCAAGGGCGGAGGUCAUGGGGGGAUGGGGGGAGAAAGAAGAGGGUCCGCGGAGGGAUUAGGAAAAAGAGGGGAUGGGGAGGGAGUGGGGAUGGAUGGAGAGGGGUGGGGAGGAGUGAACGUGGUGGUGAAGACACACGAGUGGGCGGAGGGGUGGGAGGUGGGCGAGUGGACUCGGGUGGUGCUGCUGACUGAGAGGGACGUGUGUGGCGUCGCUGACUCCUACCUCCGCAGGGCUGCAGCAGGGGCGGCGGAAGGGUCUGGGCUUGAGGCGAUUCAAACACUUGAAGGGAGAGAGGGGGCCGAUGGGAGGGCAGUGGACGUGCGUGUUGUGUCAAGAGCCCUUGCUCAGCUGCCAGUCCCCACAGUUCCCACAGUCUCAUUAUAUUUCCCUCCCUCCUCCCACGUCCUCCUCCAACCCCACCCCUCCCCCCCCAACUUUCUCGUUGGCUGCUCUCCUCCCUCUAACCUGCCACCAACGCUCACUGCAGGCUGGGCGCCUGACCCGGUGACCAAGCUGUGGCCGCGCCACAAGAGCAAAAGGGGGUCAGCCAGGGCCCUCACAGGAGAGGAGCGGGCGGAGCUGCAGCAGUUUGUGGCGUCCCUGGCGCCACCUGCCAGUGCACCCACGAAGUAA
Closterium sp. NIES-65 is the source of this 1035-nucleotide messenger RNA. The record is from the annotation of a GenBank genome assembly. NCBI's taxonomy places the organism in Eukaryota, Viridiplantae, Streptophyta, Zygnematophyceae, Desmidiales, Closteriaceae.